Messenger RNA from Lentinula edodes (shiitake mushroom), 1428 nucleotides. RefSeq lists its product as uncharacterized. The transcript is spliced from 2 exons. The coding region runs from base 1 to 1428 and encodes 475 amino acids. The record is from RefSeq and is a predicted model, not a curated record. Lineage: Eukaryota; Fungi; Basidiomycota; Agaricomycetes; Agaricales; Omphalotaceae.
AUGUUCCUAUACUAUAAACCUCGGCUGCGUUUACCCCGCAUUGAUGGUGGGACUUUACCCCGUCCAAAUGAGGAUCUUUUUUCAUUCAUUGAACGUCGCGAUGCUCAAAGGCUCCGAGCCAUCUCUUCUGAGACUGCUGUUGAACGUCAAUCUCGUCUUUCACGUGAAAAAAAUGCAGAGAAGGAUAGAGCACCGGGCAGAAAAGGCGCUCGUGUGUACUACUGGGAUCUGGUCGAAGGAGUGAGGGUGCGGACAGCAGUAGGAAGGAACAACUACGAAGAUAUCUGGGAGAGAUAUGGUUCGCGCCAGCGGCGUUAUGAUUCGGUUGCAGACGAAUGGGAAGUUUGCACGGACUUGGAUCCUGAAGACGGUCCUGACUACAGUUUUGACGAUGAUGAUGACGACUCGGACUGUUUCAUUUCAGUACAGACUCACAUGAAUGAGGAAACAGGGUUUCGUGAGGACAUUGAGGAUGUCGCCUAUUAUAGAUUUGGGUUUCUCAAACAACCUCCGCCCGAUAAUCGCGGCGUUGUACUCAAAUCACAGGUCUGGAACAAGGUAUUGGGUCUGAUUGGAUGUGGUCGUUCCCCACCAUCUCCUGGACCAGAUGAUUACAUCAAACUUCAACUGUGUAACUUCAUCACCCGACUAAUGGAUGCAGUUGAUGUACGAAAUGCACCCGAAGUGUAUGACCUGGCUGUUCGGAAUAGUCUCAUGAGGCCUCCGGUUCCCUUCGAAGUCGAUGUAUUAUCCUCAUUCAAUGGUCAUUAUUUUUUGAUACAAGCUCAGGGUGCCACAGAUCAUGAACCAUACUUGAUCGCUUUACGCAGUGCCGCCACUGUUAUGGAGAUAGCUCGUCGGGAGUGGGGUCCAAAGACUGAAGAUAUCAUUACAUGUCUGAUUGAGCAUGGGAUGCCCUUCAACACACUCAUGGCUAGCUAUCCUCCUCGCAAAUACCGGGCCAUCCCCUGUCGUCGACCUGCUAUGUUGGGCCUGCGACCUGCUACAUUCGAACCAACACUACAAGAUUACUGUGCUUAUGAGAUUCUUCGUGAUGAUUUCCUGCGCUCAGCUAGAGGUCGUGCAGCACUCCUUGCUGGAGGUAUCAUUUCCCGAUUAGCUCGAGAAGUGGUUGAUGUAAAUGAUGUCUGCGAUGGGCCUACUGGACAUGCUUUGCAAGAAGGGGAGUAUUCACUGUGUGUUUGGGAGAUGGGUCAAAAUCGAGCAUUUUGGGAUGACCAACUCACUAAUGAAGAAAUGGAUCUCAUAUGUGGGUCAUACGAGGUUGUAACAGGUACGUGCUUGUCUUUGUUCGAGAAUUUUUUGUAUAAGGUCUCCUCCAGGUUUAGUUUCAAAGGAUGGCAUAGAGCAGACCGCAAUUCGAUCAUGGUGGCCCCGUUCAGGUUCCUGGAGAUCCUGCGGCCUUAA